UUAAAGUGUAUCUUGAAAAUUAUCCGUAAUGUUGCUCUCCUGUCCUUUGUGUUGCAAACCACAUUUUGAAGGGGUGGAUUCUUUAAGGACAACUCUUGUGAACGUAGCUACUUCUCCAUUGACUUGUCCAGUAUGCAAGGAUACGUUAUUAGGUUUAGACAAAUUAACCAUUCAUUUAUUUGGGCACGUGAAUGACACAAAUUCGGGUUUAGUUACAAGUGAAGAGACAAUUGUCAACAAAAACAGUGAAAACAUUAAUAUUGGUCAAAAAUAUGAAACGAAGAUAUGUCAGGAUCCGGAAAUUUCAGCUCCUACUCUCCCAAAGAACAACGAUGUUAAAGCAUCAUCAAAAUAUGACGUACCAGAUGUCGAAGCUGUAUCAGAAACUAUUACGUGUGAUAUUUGUAGUUUCACAUUUUCAGACAGGAAUAUCCUUGACAUGCAUCAGAAACUUUUACAUCAGACGAUUCCUGAUAAAAAGACAGGACAAUACGCCUACCACUGUCACUUAUGCAGUAAGAAGUUUAGAAUGAGAGGAAGCCUCAUGGUUCAUUUGCGGGUUGCCCAUUAUGGAUUCAGUAAUCACAUUGAAUUACCUCCACAUUUGUUACGCCGUAAUUCAAAUAGUCCCCAAGUUAUCCAAUCAAAAGAUAGAGCAGAAGCAGAAUCAAAAGGUCAAAACAAGACGCCAGAUUGUAAACAAUGGAGUUGUGAUGUUUGUGCUAAAUUGUUUACUACAAAAUAUUUUUUAAAGAAACAUAAGAGACUUCACACUGGAGAGAUGCCUUACACUUGCAAUAUAUGUAACAAAUCUUUUACGUUUCAACAAUCGUUUCAUAAACAUAUGUUGUAUCAUUCGUCAGAAAAACCGUAUAUUUGCAAUGAAUGUGGAAGAGCAUUCAAGGAACAUUCAACGCUACAGAACCAUUUCAGAAUACAUUCUGGCGAAAGACCAUUUGGUUGCGAAAUUUGUGGUAAAAGGUUCAGACAAAGAGUGUCUUACUUAGUACAUAUGAGAAUUCACACAGGAGUUAUGCCAUACAAAUGUACGGCGUGUAAUAAAAGUUUCAGAUAUAAGGUUAGCCAAAAAUCUCACAAAUGUCCUAUAAAUCCACCGGGAGCUGUUAUUCGAGUAACAGAUACUGAUAUAACUAGCAUUGCUACUUUAUUAUCUCAGAAAAUACCAAAGGAAACUCUGGAACGGACACAAAAUGAAGACUGCAAAUUGACAGAUACACUUUCUAAAACUAAUAAUUCACCAAAGUGUAUCCUGUCAGUAGACUACGAUACCGGAAAUAUAAAUUUUAUUCCUGCAGUUAUCGAGGACAAUAAUUCAAUUAAUAAAGGUUUAGAUUAUGCUAAAUGUAGUAAACUGGAUCGAAACAUUAACGAUAGACAACAAAACAAUACAGAAAAUGAUUUAUGUGAAGACCAGAGAGAAAAUUAUACGAUAGUAUCUCCAAUCUUACCUCAAGUGGCAUCGUUGUGUCUUAACAACUCACCAAUUAGUGAACCCGAAUCGGCUAUCGAAGUCAUUAGACAAAAAUGCUUAGAUGAUUUAUUCAACUGACAAUUAUUAAACAUGUUAUACCCCUAAAAAUUUAAGGGGAUUGUAAAUGUUUGCUUAAAUUCAAGCUUCAAUAAUUAAAAAAAUAUUGGUUGUGGCUCAAUACCGAAAAGAUCAUUUCAUAGCCUUCCAAACAAACUUGAAGGUAUAAGCCUUAAAAGAAAUUACUACAGUUAUUGAUUCUGAAUCGCCCCCUUGUCUUCCUCAUUUAUACUAGAGAUGAGCAAAACUGCGUUUCUCCAAUCUCCAAUCGCAAUUGAAACUGCGAUUGCGAUUUUUAAAUCGCUGCGAGUCUAACCUCAGAUUGCGAUUUUAAUAUUUAAAUAUUGUACUAGCUAUAUAAUUGUCUGUGUAUGUACCUAUAACUUAACAAUUAAAGAAGUUAAUAAAAAUCAGUUGUAUAGUUA
Sitophilus oryzae (rice weevil) is the source of this 1974-nucleotide messenger RNA. RefSeq names its product zinc finger protein 525. The record is from RefSeq and is a predicted model, not a curated record. The transcript is spliced from 7 exons. Gene Ontology annotation, cellular component: nucleus. NCBI's taxonomy places the organism in Eukaryota, Metazoa, Arthropoda, Insecta, Coleoptera, Curculionidae. Bases 29 to 1570 code for a protein of 513 amino acids.